Protopolystoma xenopodis is the source of this 477-nucleotide messenger RNA. Lineage: Eukaryota; Metazoa; Platyhelminthes; Monogenea; Polystomatidea; Polystomatidae. The record is from the annotation of a GenBank genome assembly.
AUGGCUACUCGUUGUUGCCGCCAGUCGAUCGAGCCUUCCAGAGCCUGUCAUUCAAGCGGGGCAGAGGCUCCUGUCGACGCCAAGGGAGUGCUGGAACAGGCAGAUGAGCAGAAGAGCAGAUGUGGUAAUAGGGACGGAUUAAUUGUGUUGCCUCAAUUGCGUGGCCUGCGCAAGCGGGGGACUGUCGCUUGUGCCCGGUUCGCCGUCUAUGCAGAAACAAGCUCCGAGAACGACCGGAGAGAUGAGAAGUGUAGAUCUUGUAGACCUUCGGUCUGCCAUUGCUCUGUUCCGGCAGGAUCGAUCAACUGGCAGCCAAUAGAAGCGCGCUUUCGUGAGACGUCACUCCGGUCGACAGACAGACAGACAGACAGACAGACGCAUGUGUCCUCGGAGUCGGUCCGGCCGGGGCAGGUGUACAUGUUGGCCGGACGGGUUCUCUUUAAGGUCCCCGAGGCCAAGGGUGAAGGGGUUGAAUAG